CUGCCUCCACCACUCACUGUGCAGUCAGGAGCUGUCUAACUCUGCUGGGGGACGGGGCGCAGGCUCACUCGCUGAGGAGCAGAGGGAGAGAUCCUGCUGGGCUGGAAGAAGGGGGGGGCCCCCGCAGCACGGUUCUCCCUGCGCUCAGUUCAGGGGGAGAGUGAGACGUGGACUUGGAGACUCCGCUGGGAAGCGGGGGAGAGCAACAGUGCGAUGGACCCCAAGGACCGCAAGAAGAUUCAGUUCUCUGUCCCGGCGCCCCCCAGCCAGCUGGAUCCCAGGGCAGUGGACAUGAUCCGCCGCCGGAGGCCCACGCCCGCCAUGCUCUUCCAGAUGUCGGAGCACUCGUCCCCAGAAGAGGAUUAUUCCCCAUACCAGAGAACGCUGGGCGAGGGCCACCUGCUUAAAACAAAGAGGACCAACCCAUGUGUCUACACGCCUCCCUCUCUUAAAGCCAUGCAGCGCAUUGUGCAGUCGCACCUGGAGGCCAGCAGCGGCCUGGAGGACGAGGAGGCUGCCGAGCACGAGGACAGCUCCGAAGGGGAGGCCGAGGACGACAAGUCAUGUGACCCAGACGACAUCGACUCCGAGAUCCCCGGCCCGUGUGAACUAGAGAGCAGCGUCGUUCCUGGAGCCCAGGCGAUGAAGGACCCGCCUCUGGCACCUGAGGCAGUGGCCCCCCGUCCCAAGCCAGCUCUGCCCAAACAGCACUCUGCCCCGGGAAAUGAGGCCAGAGCAUUUGAACCACGUAUCUAUCCAGCUGUCGUCAAAUCACACAAAAGGAAAGGUGGCCAGAAAGUGUCCUUCGCUGGCGGGAUAGCGGAGCUUGGGGAUGAGCUGAACUCGCUCGCUGAAUGGGAGAAACCUGAAGUUACUGAAGGAGACGGGACCAAGGCCCAGGAACCGGAUCCAGGACAGGACAGUCCUUCCCCAAGUGAACACAAGGAGCGGAGACACGUUGGCUUUGCAGAGAGACCUUCCCGCUCUGUUAACGUUGAGAACUGCCCCGCCACCUCCCCGCUCGGAGGCACCAGUUAGCUUGGGUGGCGGAAGGAAGAUGGAGGAAGCCGUCCCAGAGGUGGAACGCACUCAUCUUCCCGCUCCAUGUUAUGGAUUCUCUUUCCUUAACGUCCUCAUUUACUUUAUUUCCCCCCACUUCCUUUCUCAUCUUUCUGAUUUUCCCGUUAUCUGCCAAUGGAUGGCUUGUUUCUGUUAAGUGAAUUUAGUACUUCCGAAAGGUGGCAGCUGGACAGAUGUUUGAAAGCCUCUGCAUGUCCAUCUAGAUGAUAGAGAUGGGCAAGUCCUCUUGCUGUGGGGCAUCUAAUCCACCCCAGGCCCGGAGGCUAAUGCAAGAUUUCCCCUAUUCUCCAUUUACUAGUCCUCUGUCCUAUCCAUCUAACUGUGCCAAACAAUGGGGCUUCCGCCCCUUCCCUUAGGAGACAAUCACACAUCCCAGUGUAGUACAGGUGGCAGCAAUGCAAACUUUCCACAUGUCUUCAACCCUAAAGGCCCUUCCUUUGGACAGUUCAGUCUUUUUGGUCCAUUUAGUCCUUGCCCUCUUUGCUUGAGCCUGCUAAAAGUGUGGUGGGGGGCAAUUAGUGUCAGCGAUGGUGGUGCAGGGGAGGUGGAGACCCUGCCCAACUUGCUAGAGUUGUUCUAGCAAGAGCUGCCCUAGGAUGUGGAAUCCUGGCUUGUGUGGGAGGGUUUGUGGGUGCAUGAACGUGCAAAGCUGGGCAAGAAUUCCCUCCUUCCUUCCAGCGGGGUGACGAUCUGGUCUUUAUCUCCACUGGCUUGUAUAUUUCGUUAAAGCAAACCAGCCCUGGGCUUCUCUGAAAGACCACAGAGCGAGAGAGGAACACGGGACCAAACUCCAGCUCCAUGUGGUAGGGGGAAGCCCAGUGCUACUAGGGGAGUGCUGACCAGAGGAGAAAGCUUGAAGAUGACUCCACCCACUAGAGCAUCUCCAUGACUUUCAGUGGACCGGAGUCUGGGUGUAGGGGCAGCGAACACAGGGGAGACAGGGCAGGUGGGAUUACUUUAAAAUUAAAAUGUGAAAUGGCACUGGACAAUUGAAUAGAGGUGGAGCCAAAUCAUAGUGUUGAUUCACCAGCCCUGGAGACUGAAGUCCUCUAGUUUAUAUCCUAGGGCAGAUAGGGUCAAGCUUCCCCCACCAAGGUGCCUCAAGUUGGAUCUGCAGGAAGGACCCUGUCUCGGAUCUUCAAAGAUUUUGUAGGUGCCUAACUCCCCUUGAGCCCCUGUCUCUAGCAAGGGAGAAGCCCCCCACUCGAUCCUUGGCUUCUCUGCUGACGCUGCCUACCAAAAGAGGCCAGUUUGUGCCAGUGAGGGUGAUUUUUGUCACGUGGCCACUUAUCUACUGGGACCUGAGCCAAGAACCCACUAACUUGUUUCACAGGAGCCACCACAUAUCUUACAAUGGCUAGCGGCUUGAGCUGGAUUUGUACCAGCCCCCUGGAGGGAACAUUAACGUGGAAAAUGCAAGAAGUUCCUGUUUGCCAAAUUCAAAAUGCUGUUUUCCAUGGUUAUAUCAUCCCUAAUGGGGACUGCGAGCAAGAGGCAGCUUCUUAGUUUAGUUUAGGUCUCUCUCUCUCUCUUUCUCAUUCUGUACUCUUUGAUCCUGUAUUGAGCAAAGCCCCUUCCAUGCACCUCACUGCGGUAAUAAAGCUUUGUAAAUAUA
Malaclemys terrapin pileata is the source of this 2695-nucleotide messenger RNA. RefSeq names its product protein phosphatase 1 regulatory inhibitor subunit 1B (gene PPP1R1B). NCBI's taxonomy places the organism in Eukaryota, Metazoa, Chordata, Testudines, Emydidae. Gene Ontology annotation, cellular component: cytoplasm. Gene Ontology annotation, biological process: intracellular signal transduction. The record is from RefSeq and is a predicted model, not a curated record. The transcript is spliced from 9 exons. Bases 214 to 1038 code for a protein of 274 amino acids. Gene Ontology annotation, molecular function: protein phosphatase inhibitor activity.